GCCAAUACACACACACAAACCCCUCAAGUUGGAUUGCCACCCAUCUCCCCUGGUGCAAGAAGUGUACCCUCUUGUUCCAUUUAUUCUCCUCCAGAAAAAAAGAAAGUAUCCUUCCUCAGCACUGCUGGUAUUGAUUCUUGAGGUACUGCUUCCAUGGAUGCAAUCAGCCUAGAUGAGUGGGAGCUCCUGCCUGACAACAAGAGUUCCUACUUCAUGGAGGAGUUCACCAGUGACCAUGGCACUGUUGUUGAUGAUGAGACCAAGAAUAUAUUUCUGCCUAUCCAUCUAUCAGAAGAGGUCUAUGUGGGUGAUCCUGUCAUCAAGUUCAAGGACAUCGAUGUCGUGAAGAUUGAAUCGUACCGAGAAGAGUUCGUGCCUAAGGUGACUGAGAUAUUUGAUGCAGAAGAGGAGGCAGAGAUGAUCAAGAGUCCCGUCAGUGCAGAGGAAGUUGAUGUCGACGAUGAUGAUGAGGUGAUGGCUAUGGUUGCACCUGAUCAAUGUGUUGAAGAGGAAGAAGGUGCCCAGAAAGACAAGGAACACAAUGGUUUCAGUGUGGGGAAGCUGAGAGUGAAUGGUGUUGGGGCACUCUGCUCAUUUGGGGUUGCGGCUGCCACCUUGUGCAUCUUUCUGCUUGGUGGCAGGCAGCAGCAGCUGCACAAGACGCAGAAUCAGAAGACCCCGUUCCAGAUGUAUGCUGAUAAUGAGAGAAUUCAGCAGGUUGUGCAGCAAGCCUCGAGACUGAAUCAAGCUGUGUCAACAGUAAUGGGAGGUGCAUCCACAAGGGCAAGCAUAUCAUUUGGUGGCUACUACGAUGGAUUUUAAUGUGUUAGAAACCUUGAUAGAAUAUUUCUUUUCAUAGUCAAGUAUUAGAUCCAGGUGUUCUCUAUGAUAGCCAUCUAUAUUCUCAUAUUCUUUAUAUUGGUUUGGUCCAAGUGUUCUUCAUGUACAAUAUCAUUCAACCAACCUCCUGUAUAUUUUCAGAUCUACUAGAUGUGCAUAUUUUGGUUGAUCAAAUUGCAGAAAUGAAUAGAUACUACUAGAUGCA
This is a messenger RNA of Oryza sativa Japonica Group (Japanese rice), 1045 nucleotides long. RefSeq lists its product as uncharacterized. The record is from RefSeq and is a predicted model, not a curated record. Lineage: Eukaryota; Viridiplantae; Streptophyta; Magnoliopsida; Poales; Poaceae.